This is a messenger RNA of Hyla sarda, 1866 nucleotides long. It is a transcript of the gene MANSC1, whose product is annotated as MANSC domain containing 1. The record is from RefSeq and is a predicted model, not a curated record. Lineage: Eukaryota; Metazoa; Chordata; Amphibia; Anura; Hylidae. The coding region runs from base 269 to 1588 and encodes 439 amino acids. The transcript is spliced from 5 exons.
UCUGGGGGUGGUGAUUGGUUGUGAGUGAUGGGGCGUGGUCAUUGUGGGAGGGGCUCGGUCUGCGGUGAUCUGGGUGAGUCAGUGCCCGGCGCAGUGUACGGGAGGAGCUGUCACCGGGAGCAGAGCAGGCGGUAGUUUCUGGAGAAGUGAUGUGCGGUUCAUCCCUGUGGCAGAGAGAAGGUUAAAGCUUUGGAUCAGGUGGUUUCUUGGGAUGUUUUUCGCUGUCAUGUGACUGCACUCUGGCCCCUCCCCCUCAUGUUUUGCUGUCAUGGAUGACUCUACACCCGGUGUCCCCCGCGUUCUGCUCCUCGUUGCGCUGCUUCUCCUCUCAGUCUCCGGCUCCCAGAAAUGUGUCCCUCGGCCCGUCCUAGAUAUGGUGAUCGACAUCAAUCAGGCAGUGGCGCGCGGCGCCCGAUUCACCGACCCGUUAAGAGUGAGCAGUGAGGAGGAGUGCCUGACCGCCUGCUGCACGCAACGCGACCAGGGAGGCGAUCGGGACUGUAAUCUUCUCGUCUUUGAUGCCAGGAAAGACCCCGGACUCCAGAACUGUUACAUCUUCCACUGCCCCACAGAGACCUCCUGCCCCCUGUCGCCCAGUCCUGGGGUUCUCACUUACAGCUUCUUUACAGAAACGUUGCAACGUCCGAAGCCAAGCAAUCACAGCAUCAAAAAACCCAGUGCUGCUAUUGGCUCGCAGGGAUCAGCCAAACACUACACUGAGAAGGAUCAGACCGACGCCUCCAAGAGCAUCACCAGCCGCCUCCUGCACCUGACGGAUAAGAUCGACCAACGUCUGGAGAAGAUGGAGUCUGAGGGCGACCUCCACGUUCGCUACCCCUCCCCCACUACCAUCUUAGUGCCCGCUAUCCAGACCACUACCACCCCUGUACAUAGAGAAGGGAAGAAAGUGCCCCCUGACGCCAAGGUGGCAAAACCCGUCAGAGUCACAAAUAAGAAACCAGACCCCUUGAAAAUCUAUUUCCCCACUGAAGCCGCCAAGACAAUGGGCACCUUGCCCAUCAGGACUUCACCGAGGAUCGGCACCUCCUCAGCCCCCCAGCCUGUGCCCCCUGCCGCUUCACAGGAUGUAAGUGGUGCCAAAAAAGUGGCCAGCUCCAGUAAGAGUGCCAAGCUGCCCGGGAGCGGCCAUGUUGCUGUGGUAUCACCAAAGGUCAACCGGCCCCUGACCCACACAGAGGGCCCGGAACUUAAGUCGGUGCAUCAGACCAGAGCCCCCCAGAUAGUGACUCACCCCGCGCCCUUAUGGACUUCACCCUGGAAGGGUGUAGACAAAGCGUCCACGGGUGGUGAUGAAGGCGAUACGGCUGAAACCCAUCCCCCACUGCAGGAAGAACCAGCUGUCAAUCUUAAGGAAGCUCCCCGGAACACGGAGAGUGGGGCAGUGACUCUGGGCGGGGUCUUCCCCUCUUUGGAGGAUAAGAGUGGCCUGGUGGCGGCGCUAGUUUUUGGGCUGUUGUUUCUCAUUGUGGUUAUCGGACUGGUCAGCCGCAAAGUGUCAGAGGCGCGGCGGAGACAUCGCUACACCAAACUGGACUAUCUGAUCAAUGGGAUGUAUGUGGACACCUGAGAGGGGGGGGGGUUAAGGGGUCCGCACCCACCAUAGACUGGUCACCCACCUAUACUGACAUGGGGGAGGGGGGCACAGUUAUAAAACACCCAUCACAUGACUCCUGCUGCACAAUGUGGUGACGCAACUUGUCCGACAGACUCAUGUAGCUGCUGCCGCACCGGAGCAAAGUAACGCGUGCGCAGCGACCGAGCGGACGGAUGUGUAAUUAUCUUGUGUCUGCGGAAACCAGAGAAAAUAAAGGAGAAAUCCAGGGAAAAUUUAUAAUUGUUUUAUUU